Molecule: messenger RNA, 1920 nt
Organism: Sporothrix brasiliensis 5110
Lineage: Eukaryota; Fungi; Ascomycota; Sordariomycetes; Ophiostomatales; Ophiostomataceae
Exons: 3
Coding region: 1-1920 (639 amino acids)
Cellular component (GO): nucleus; cytoplasm
Molecular function (GO): GTPase regulator activity
Source: RefSeq, a predicted model, not a curated record
AUGGACGAACUCCUCGAUCGACUCGGCGUCCAGGCUGUCAACUACGCGAUGCGAUGCGGCAUUGCUCUCACGUCGACAUUUGCAAUGAAACAAUGUUCUCGAUUAUUGAGAACUGUCGACGACAAGCCGCAGCACAAAGAGCUUGAGGCCCUCCAGAAAGAGCUCGACAGCAAGAUCAAGAUUGUCUCUCCGGCUUUGGAUCUCAUUGAGUUCAAAUCCGGUCGCGGCAAUGUGUUCCUAGGCAAUGCAGCUGCACUGGCCAAAGCGCUGCAUCGAGACAUUGUCGCCUUGGGGAAUCGUGUCGCGAAAGCUGCCGCUACUGAAGAGCAUGUUCAAGAACAGAGUUAUUUUCUCUCACAGAAUACGGAAGAACGCAACGUCGAGCUCCUUGCGAUCAUCCGCGACAUCAAGAAUCUUCUUGUCCACAUCGACAGCGACGUCCCCCUCUUGCAGCUCGCCAUCACAGCCUCUGGAGAGAGCCUCUCGGCAUCGCUUCCUCCGAGCAUAUCCCCGUCUCGACUUUUGCAGGCGAGCAUGUGUCUUGUGAUUGGAGACACACAGUUUUCCGGUGACCCCUGCCGUGCUGUGCAAAUUGGGCCGUCGUUUACACUGUCACUUUACAUGCUCUUUCUCGGCCACUCCACAGUAGGGAACGUUCCCAGCACUGCGAGACAUGAAGCAACAGACGACGAUCCCCCAAGAGACGACCAGAAAAACAGUCCAUACGGCAUUGGCCCCGGUGAGCGGAAGCCUAUCUGGCAGGAAGUCCUGCAUAAAGCGCGCGUCCGCAUCUGCCGGACGCCACCUGGUGUGGGGUUCCACCACAAACUAGGUUUUGUUCCCGCGGCAAACGAGACCGCGCAGGAUUUACUGAAUACUGGCAAUACAAUUUGUGGCAAGGCUUCUCUGGCUGGAGAGACAGAUAAAGAAGACGAGUAUUCGUACUUCCUGGAGAUCAUCGAAGACCUCGACGACGGCCGCGCACACGACGACAACCGGACCGGUGCAGCGUACGAUGGUGUACCGAUGGCUGGCGAGAAAGAGGCCAUCUCCAUACGUCAAAUCUCGAAGCUGUUUUACACGGACUCAGGGCGGAUCCUCAACAUUGGCAACCAAAACAAUUUCGAAAACUCGUCUGUCCUGUUGCUCAAACGUGACCUGACGGCCUCUUCACCAUCGAAUGCAAUUGCGAAUACACAGCCAGAGAAAGAGUCUGGGGACGAGGGAAAGCCAGACGAUGAAGACGAACAAAGGGACGUCGACCGCCAAAUACGGGAGGAAAGCAAACGUGACGCUGGGAAGCUUGCGGCUCACGCUGACAACCACCAAAACCAUGGUCGCCAAAUGUUCCCGAGCUACUUGGACCCCGAGUGGCUUGCACUAGAGGUCUUUGUUGAAGAUGAGAAUGACCAACGAGAGACGGACACAGACGACAGCGACGCAGACGAUGAACACGAUGACGAGAGUGGCAGUGACAACAGCAAUCAUGAAGAUAACGCAGUCAUCGCUCGCCCCACAAGCAGGAAGCGCAAAUCCGUCGAUACGCAUUUGGCACAGCAAUUGCACAACAUGUCUGUCUCGAGAACGGCAGAGGCCGUGCAUCAGCAGUGCACAUAUGGCGAAGGGGCCUACAGAAACAACAAUGCCCCUGCAUCAGAGACCGUCCCCCCACGUGUUCCUCAGUCUCCGUAUGGUUCCGUCACCUCCUCGUUGUCUCUCCUAGAGAUGCUGAUCCGCCUCGCAAGUCUCCAGCAGUUCCAGCAGACAUCGCAUCUCGCCAUUCCCGACCAUAUCCUCACCUUCUUCCUCGAGGAGACGUCGGCGACGGGGCUGCGAGGCGAGGCGCGGUUGCAGGCAAAACAGGCUGCCGAGCAGAGGAUGGGAUUCGACCCUUUCACAGACUCGCCGACAAAGGAGUAA